Molecule: messenger RNA, 252 nt
Organism: Prunus armeniaca (apricot)
Lineage: Eukaryota; Viridiplantae; Streptophyta; Magnoliopsida; Rosales; Rosaceae
Source: the annotation of a GenBank genome assembly
AUGAUGACGGGGUGCCGAAGGCAUCGCUCUCGUCGGAUGAUGACAGGGUGCCGAAGGCAUCUCUCUUGUCAAAUGAUGACAGGGUGCCGAAGGCAUCGCUUGUCAAAUGAUGACGGGGUGCCGAAGGCAUCGCUCUCGUCGGAUGAUGACAAGGUGCCGAGGGCAUCCCUCUCGUCGGAUGAUGACAGGGUGCCGAAGGCAUCUCUCUUGUCAAAUGAAGACAAGGUGCCGAAGGCAUCGCUUGUCAAAUGA